Molecule: messenger RNA, 2880 nt
Organism: Lethenteron reissneri (Far Eastern brook lamprey)
Lineage: Eukaryota; Metazoa; Chordata; Hyperoartia; Petromyzontiformes; Petromyzontidae
Product: pigment epithelium-derived factor-like
Biological process (GO): negative regulation of angiogenesis; negative regulation of endopeptidase activity
Molecular function (GO): serine-type endopeptidase inhibitor activity
Source: RefSeq, a predicted model, not a curated record
CCUCUGUCAUCCCACGCCUUCCCUGUGUGUGUAGAGCGACCGUCACCAUGGCUCGCCUCUCCCCUCUCUUCGUCUCACUCCUCAUCGCCAUUCUCUCCCUGGGAGUCGCGGACCAUCACGGGCGCACAAAGCCGGCCGCCCCUCCCAUCUCGGUGAAGCCGGGUGCCCCUCCCGUCUCGGCGAAGCCGGCCAUCUCUCCGUUCGCGCUGUCUCGCCUCGCGAGUUCCCAGGCGGACCUGGGCUUCCAACUCUUCCACAAACUGGGCGAGGCAUCACCGGGCCAGAAUAUCCUCUUCUCGCCUCUCACCACCUCUGCAGCGCUCAUGAUGCUACUGGCUGGCACGGCCCAUCAGACAGAGACUCAGCUCACCAACGCCCUGCGUCUACAAUUCCUCCGUGACCCGAAUCCCCAGGCCUCUUUCCAAGCUCUGGUUUCCAAACUGCAUCAUGGCCAUGACAGCACCAACAUCGCUGCCCGCAUCUUCACCGCCAAAGAUGCCAAAAUCAAGCAGCAAUUUCUCGACGCGGUGGAGAAGUACCACAAAGCCAAACCGCAGAACUUGAUCGGGAACGUGAAGGAAGACGUGGCACUGAUAAAUAAGUGGGUGGCCGAAAAGACGGAAGGACACAUCCCAGACCUCAUCAAAGAGCUUCCCGCCGAUCUGCAGCUCUUUAUUGUGAGCGCCAUUUUCUUCAAGGGUAAGUGGCUGAAUCCUUUCCAGGUUGAGUCUACGAGUCCGAGGCCGUUCCACCUGAGUCCAACCAACGAGACGCAGGUCCCCACCAUGUUUGCCAGUGAUUACCCCGUGAAGAAGGGGAGACACCCCAGCCUGCCAGUCACGGUCGCCCAAAUCCAGUUCCAGGGCAACACGAGUCUGCUGCUGUUCGUCCCUGACGCGGUGAGCACCAACCUGUCCGCGCUGGAGUCGUCGCUCUCCUCCCAGCUCGUGACCACGCUGGUGGAGGAGACGCUGGUGCAGAAGAAGAUCAAUUUGCAGCUGCCGCUCAUUUCCUUGGACGUCGAGAGCAACCUCAAGCAGACGCUGACGGACAUCGGUCUUGGAGAUCUCUUCAAUGCUCCGGACCUCAGCAAGAUCUCGGACACUCCUAUCCGUGUCUCCAAGGUCAUCCACCGUGCCACCAUGACCCUGAACGAGGAGGGAGUCAAGGCCGCGGCCGCCACGGGGAUAAUGAUCAGUCUCACGUCCGCCCGGCUUCCCGAGGAGCUGAAGGUGGACAGACCGUUCGUCUUCCUCAUCAGAGACGACGAGACGGGGGCUCUGCUCUUCGCAGGAAGGGUCACGAACCCCCCUCCCGUGCCCGAGAAGAAGAAGAAACACGGGGAUACCUCCUCAUCCGAGGAGCAUGGCAAGGAGGGAAAGCGAGGGAAGAAGGAGGGAAAUAAGCAUCAUCAUUAGAAAGUGAGAAAUAAUUGCGGUCAGACGGGAUAAUUUUUCUAGAUUUGAAGCUUUCGUGACUGCAAGGAUUCAUAUUCUUAGGUUUUUUCGGUAAAGUCACGUGGGCAAAAAAUUAAAAUUAAAAUUAAUAAAAGUAAAAUAAAAAUAAAAUAAAAAUCACGACGUUUCGGAGGCAACACAAGCUUCCGUCUUCAGGUGGAACCGUCACAGCAACGAUUGCUGCAUCAAGUAAUUUUUUACCUACGUGACUUUACCGAAAAAAACCUAAGAAUAUAAUUUUUCGUGUGUUUUGGUCUACACGGUUUCCGCUCACUGCCGAGUCACUACGUCCGGUUCGUAAUUGAGUCGGUUUUGGAUUUGCCUCGUUCUCGCCGGAUUAAUCAGUCGCCUCCCCACCUCAAACGCAAAUCAGACGGUGAACAAACUGCACUCUCCUGAUGAUUGGAGUGACGGUUCGCGCUAUCUACAUCACGCCGGCCAUGUUUUACCGACCAUCGGGCUCGUGCGGGCAUGCAUCCUCAUUUGUAUUCGAGUGCGGGAGGACUGGUCAAGGUAGAAAGAUGGGACUGUGGUAGUUCGCAAGCAUUCGAGAAACCCUGUCGCCGUGGUCGCAAACUGAUGUCGAAAAUGUCAUGUGGUGGUGUCCUUGCAUUUGAUCCUGACACCAAGAUGCGUGUGUCUGCUGAUAAGUCCACAGAGGCGCUGUUUCAUCGGGAGCAAUAAACAUGAGCCCUACUUGUUCCCUUGUUUGUGCGUGGAGCAGGAGGGGAUCCUGAACGAUCCAGGGUGUCAUGGUGGCUAAUAUUGUCAAUUACAUCGCCUGGUAUAGCUUAACCCAGCUUAAAUAUACGCUGCCAAGCUUGGUGGUGUUCAUUCAGACGCUGUCUUUCCGACAGACCUGUUCUUCACCUGAGGACGGCUGCUUGCGUUAUGGCUGAAACGUCGUGAGAAUUAUCUUAUUAUGUUUAAUUUUUAUUAUUUUAUUAUUUCCCUUCUAAGUGACUUUACCGAAAGAACCAAGAAGAUGGUAUACAGGAGGUCGCGGGGUUCGACGCAGACCCUGAUGACUGCUCUCUGUUUGGAGUUUGCGUGUUCUCUCUCCCCGUGGUCGCAUGGAUUUUUCUCGGGGCCUCCGGUUUCCCCUCCAAAUUUAGACAAGUGUGUUUUAGAGUUAUUUGGCUGAUUUACAUUUCCACGUGAUAUGCCACUUCGUUGGGUUAUCAUUUGUGAUUGCCAGGUCACUUCUGAAAAAGGGCUAAAUAGCUCAGGGGGCCUUACCCGGUAACAUAAUAAUCGUAAUAAAUACAUUUUCGAAACUUGCUCCAUUAUUGAAAUUUGCUAUGUGGGGCAUUGGAAUCAAUAACCAGCAGAUUCCCAGGGAAGUCUGGAAACAAUUCGACAGGACAGUAAAUAAAUACACAGCUCACCCUGCCCAACCAGCCUACACACCAGAGGUCGCAAA